AUGCCCAGCGUAGAGCUACCCAACGGUUCGAUAGGGAGGAAAUCGACUCCGGCGUCCAACUCCAUCACCGAUGACGGAAAUGACGAAUUCGGCCUCUUGAAUCAAAAUCGCGGUGAUGGUACAGACUUGGGAGGCAAGUCAAAGGAUGACUCGUCCUCUGCACCUCCGGCAUGGAGCGAGCUCAAGACCAAGGCUGGCAAGGACCGGAAACGCCUACCACUCGCCUGCAUCGCCUGCCGUCGCAAGAAGAUACGCUGCUCCGGCGAGAAACCUGCCUGCAAGCACUGCAUGCGGUCACGCAUACCAUGCGUUUACAAAGUCACCACCCGAAAAGCCGCACCGCGCACCGAUUACAUGGCCAUGCUCGACAAGCGACUCAAGCGCAUGGAAGAGCGCAUCAUCAAGAUACUGCCAAAGAGUGACCAGGAGACAAUAUCGACCGUCCCCCGCGCCGUGGUCAAACCCGCCAUCCCCGGCACCGGCACAAUGUCGUCAAACAAGGUAUCUACCAAGAAGCGCAACGCCGACGAAGCAUUUGGCCGAGAUCUCGAGGCUUGGGCCAAGGCCCCCAGGCCGAAGCUACCAGAAGAUCAUGCGGCCGGCUCGCCUGAGUCUCGCGAAGCUGCAGAGAACGAACUGCUACGCGAAGGAAGAGAAGCCCUCCCCCCCAAAGAUGUCCAGGAACACCUCACCGAAGUCUUUUUUGAUAAUGUUUAUGGUCAAUCAUAUCAUCUUCUCCACAAACCAAGCUACAUUCGCAAAUUAAAGAAUGAUACGCUCCCGCCUGUGCUGGUCCUCUCCGUGUGUGCCAUCGCAGCGCGCUUCACGUCGAGCCCAAAGUUCAACUCGACUACCAAGCAAUUCAUGCGUGGAGAGGAAUGGGCUUCUCACGCCAGAGAUAUCUGCACCAAACGAUACGACUGGCCUAAUAUAACGAUACUGACUUGUCUUCUCAUCUUGGGAAUGCACGAAUUCGGAACAUGUCACGGCGGCCGAGCCUGGGCCCUGGGUGGGCAGGCUAUUCGCAUGGCCUUUGCUCUUCAUCUGCACAAAGAUUUGGAGUAUGACCCGCAGUCGCGGAGUAAGAAGGUCAAGCUGAGCUUCAUUGACCGCGAAAUUCGUCGCCGUGUCAUGUGGGCUUGUUUCAUGAUGGAUCGAUUCAACUCGUCCGGCACAGACCGCCCAGUCUUCAUCAAAGAAGAAACCAUCAAAAUCCCUCUUCCCGUUGCUGAGAAAUAUUUCCAGUUUGAUAUGCCCGCUCAGACAGAAUUCCUAGAUGGCAGCGUCCCCGAGUCUAACAUGUCCGAACAAGGCGAGGUGGAUAACCCUCGUGACAACAUGGGGCCGUCUGCCUAUACUAUUCGAUGUGUGUCUAUUUGGGGCCGUGUCGUUACGUACUUGAACCAGGGUGGCAGAGAACAGGAUCCAUAUCCGAUGUGGAACAAAGACUCCGAGUAUGCUAAACUGGUGCGGGACACUGAGGAGCUACUGCGUACACUUCCCGAAAGCCUGCAGUGCACUCGCGAAGCUCUGGAGAUUCACCGAGCAGAGAGCACAGCAAAGCACCUCCUGUAUCUCCACAUGGCCAUUCAGCAAAACUUGCUCUUUCUUCACCAAGCCGCCGUUUCCUUCUCCCAAGAUCGUGUCGGCGAGGAAGCACCAGAUGACUUCAUCCCACGAGCCAGCGUCAAUACUUUUGCGGCGGCUAACAGGAUAUCAGACCUGAUAAGAGACGCUGAAGAGGUGCAGUGCAGCAUAUCGACACCUUUUGCUGGGUACUGCGCCUUCUCCUCGGCCACCAUCCACAUCACCGGCAUCUUUUCUGGAAACCCAGCGAUGAAAGCUACCGCGGAGGCUAAUUCUAGCGUAAAUGUGAGAUUCCUGCGUAACAUGAUGAAGUAUUGGGGCAUGUUCCACUGGAUGGUAGAAAACAUUCGCAUCCAGUUUCGCAACGCCCUCGAUGCUGCCCGCACGGGAGGCCCCAACAACGGGAGUACCGCUUCUUCUCCGAUCCUGCAAUAUUCUGACUGGUUCAACCGUUAUCCUCACGGAGUUUCGGACACGGACUACAUGGAUCCCGCCGUGUAUAGGAAGAAGGAGCGGGGAGAGGAUGGUGCUUUGGAACAGAAGCCAGAGCUGCAAUCGAUUGAAGAGUUCUUUAUGGCUGUUGGGCCGAUGCUGAACGACAAAGAUGGGCAGCGACCUGGACCAUCCAAACGGAAGGGCACCCUGAAGAAGCCAACCACGAACGAGCAACAUGCGGCAGCUAUGAGCGGGCAACACCUCCAUGACCAGAUGAGACUCGCCAUGCAGCAGCAGCAACAACAACAACAAUCUGGACAACCGCCGAGAUUUCCCAACUCGCUUGGGGUGCAGACAACCAACCCAUCUGGUUUCAACUCCCUUACCGUAUCGCAACCACAAAAUUCAACAUACCCUAUGAUGCCACUAGGCCCUGCUAACGCUGCACAAUUCCCCCAGAGUGUGCCACUGCAGAAUUUCUUCUCUACAGAUCUGCUGUCUAUGAACAUGGAACCGUCAAACAGCAUGAUGAACUCGCUAGACAAACAGAUCUCCUAUGGGGACUUCUCCAUGGACGCCGGGAAUGUCCUGAUGAACGGAUCUAGCGGCUGGGGAGGCAUGUCUGGAAGCAACCCUCAGUCCAAUUCUCAGAUUCACGGCCAGCAAGGCAUGAAGGCUGAGAACAUGAGCGGCGACGAUUCUCACACCCAAGAUCAGAUGGGUAGCAAUGCUCUAAACCCGUACCUUGGUCAGGACGCAUCCCCUGGGUGGUUCUUACAAAUGGAGGGUCAAGACAUGGGCUUUGGAAGUGUCGAUCCUUUUGCGAACUUGUUUGGCAGCAAUGGAGGAAUGCUUAUGGCUGACCACCAGGGUGGUAUGUAA
Molecule: messenger RNA, 2904 nt
Organism: Trichoderma harzianum CBS 226.95
Lineage: Eukaryota; Fungi; Ascomycota; Sordariomycetes; Hypocreales; Hypocreaceae
Exons: 3
Coding region: 1-2904 (967 amino acids)
Biological process (GO): DNA-templated transcription; regulation of DNA-templated transcription
Cellular component (GO): nucleus
Molecular function (GO): zinc ion binding; DNA-binding transcription factor activity, RNA polymerase II-specific; DNA binding
Source: RefSeq, a predicted model, not a curated record